Molecule: messenger RNA, 2012 nt
Organism: Prunus mume (Japanese apricot)
Lineage: Eukaryota; Viridiplantae; Streptophyta; Magnoliopsida; Rosales; Rosaceae
Source: RefSeq, a predicted model, not a curated record
GCAAAUUAAUAUUAGUGAGAAAAUCAAAAACUAUUUACACCAACCAUCUCUCCCGCUAAAGUGGCUUGAGCGUCCCCAAAACCCAAACCCAGCCCAUAAAACCAACAGAUAUUCAAAAAAGAAAAGAGACGACAGCCAAAUGCCGUUUCUCACUCCGCAUUCGGAUAUUCGUUCCCUGACCGCGCUUGGUAGUGACCGUUGGUGUUUUAGCCCAAUUACAUGGUCCGACCCGAAAGCCGAACUAUCUCGGGUCUAUGCUCGUCAGAGACGGACUGCCUCAAACGGCGUUGCUUUGGAUUUGAAGAAGAGAAAGGACCCGCGAUUGUCCAUUUGUACGGCCGAUGAGCUUCACUACGCCUCUGUUCCCAAGUCCGAAUGGAGCCUCGCUCUCUGGCGCUACCUUCCCUCUUCUAAGGCGGAGCCUAGGAAUCACCCGCUGUUGCUGUUGUCAGGACUUGCCACGAAUGCUAUUGGAUACGAUCUCUCUCCUGAGUCCUCGUUUGCACGCUACAUGUCUGCCCAAGGAUAUGAUACAUGGAUUCUGGAAGUCAGAGGUUCUGGGUUGAGCACAUAUGGUAUGGACUUAGGGGAGGUGAAGCAGCCUCUCAAUGCCAUGUCCAAGCAGACAAGGUCUUCAGUUAAGCACGAAAGAAAGAGUAGUGCUUUUGCUAAUUCUGAAAUGUCUCUGAAUGGGACAUAUAAUAUGGUGUCUAAAUCUGAUGAAUUGCAAUUAGUGACAAACUCAAUGGAGACUUUUACGCAUUUACCUGAGAGGUUAUCAGGCUUUCUAAAUGAAGGUUUGUUAGAAGCAGGUCAAAACUCUUCCAUUGCUACCCAAAUUAGGGAUUUAAGUCAAAGGCCUUCAAACAUCAUUGGAGAGGGUCCACAAGCAGUUCCCACAAGGUUUGUGGACUUCCAAGAGCGCUUUUCUACUAAGUUAGAAGAUUUCCAGAAACAACUUGACCUAAUUGUAAAGUUUGACUGGGACUUUGAUCACUACUUGGAAGAGGAUCUGCUUGUUGCGAUGGAGUAUAUAAGAACUCAAUGCAAACCAAAGGAUGGCAAGCUCCUUGCUAUUGGUCACUCGAUGGGGGGUAUCUUGCUAUAUGCCAUGCUCUCAAAGUGCUCUGCUCAAGGACGAGAUUCUGGGUUGGUAUCAGUUGCUACUUUGGGAUCAUCACUUGACUACACACGGUCAAGAUCAUCACUUAAGUUAUUUUUACCUCUGGCAGACCCUGCACAGGUUCUAAAUGUUCCUGUUCCGUUUGGCGCAUUAGUUGCUGCUGUGCAUCAUCUUGCAACUCGAACUCAUGUUUUGUCUUGGUUGAAGCCUCAAAUUUCUGCUCAAGACAUGCAACCAGAAUUGUAUGAAAAGCUUGUUUUAAACAACUUUUGUACCGUGCCUACUAAGCUUCUCUUGCAGCUAGCAACAGCCUUCCAGGAGGGUGGUUUAUGUGACAGGAGUCGAACUUUCUUUUACAAGGAUCACCUAUGCAACAGCAAUGUCCCUAUAUUAGCCCUUGGAGGAGAUCAAGACCUAAUAUGUCCUCUUGAAGCUAUUUAUGAAACAGUGAAGAUCAUUCCUGAGAAAUUGGUUACUUUCAAAGUUCUUGGAGAAGCCGGUGGUCCUCAUUAUGCGCACUACGAUUUAGUAGGAGGUCGCUUGGCAGUAGAGACAGUAUAUCCACACAUUAUUGAAUUUCUCAAUCGCCAUGACAGGACCUGAUUUCUUCAUCUUAUGUUCUGUAUGUGACCCGAAGGUCCUGAAGCUUUAAGCGCUUUGUUUUGUUCCAAAAGAUAAGGCAUCCAAAUGAAGAUACCUCCAAAGGGAAAUUAAAAUCAUGGCCGAUGUGCAUGGCAUGCGAGGGGUAGAGUUUAAAGUAGCCUUCGCUUGUGCAAUUAUGUUAUAUAUCAUGUUUCGUUAUGUACAUAGUUGUAAAGGAAAUGCCGUAUAUGAACAGAGCCAAAAUGAAACUUUAAAAGUCAGUGUUGAAAGAUGCAAGUUACGAGUA